Molecule: messenger RNA, 1679 nt
Organism: Marchantia polymorpha subsp. ruderalis
Lineage: Eukaryota; Viridiplantae; Streptophyta; Marchantiopsida; Marchantiales; Marchantiaceae
Source: the annotation of a GenBank genome assembly
GACCACCGGCAGCGGGUGGCAAUUGGCACCAUUCCGGCAGAGAAUGGUGCCAAUUGAUUUAAGGGAAGUACCUUCCCUUAAAUCUCGAGGGAGACCUGGAUGAGACCUGGAGUUGGAGACCUGCAAAUUGCAGGUCUCCAACUCCAACUACCCUCGAGAUUUAGAUAGAUAAAAAAAAUCGUGAACACCUGCUCGCUGACACGUGUUCACGAAAAUCGUGAACACCUGUCACCUGUCAGCAUUAUAUCGAGCAGUGAGAGAGGAGGCGGCGCAUAUAUUUAGGAUGGGAAGCGGGAACCUCAGGCAUCUUUUACUGGAAACUAAUAGGGAUGUUGUUUCAUAGUCCUUGGAUGUUGGAAAAGAGAAACGCAGAUAACUUUACUGUUAGCAUAUCCACCAGUCUGAGAAGUAUCGCUCUUAUUAAGAUAGAUCCGACACAGGUGUGGGGAAGCGUUGAAAUCAAUCUCGUGCGCGGAUGGGAGUCAAAACAGAUUCCGACCCGUCUUGUUUCAUGUUUGACCAUUGUUCUCGACUUUGACCAUUGUUUUGGAUCUUUGAGAUGUGCAGAAUGAACAAAAGGCUAGGCAAAGGUGAGACAGGUCUUCCCAAAAAGUGGAGCAAAGCUUCUUCGAGAGGCAAGGGGGGGCCCGAAAACUUUUCGUGCGAGUACAAGGGAGUGCGCCAACGGACUUGGGGCAAAUGGGUAGCUGAGAUACGGGAUCCAGGGAAAAGAAGUAGAGUGUGGUUGGGUACGUUCAACACCAAAGAGGAAGCUGCAGCGGCUUACGACCGGAAAGCUUUACAAUUCUUCGGGCCUAAUGCUCACUUCAAUUUGCAAAGUUCCCAAUUAGCCCCUAAGUCUAAUCAGAACGCCGUAUUUACGCCAUUGUUCUCUGUACCUCCUCGAACUUUGUUCUCAAGAACAGAUCCAUAUCCUCAAGUUUCUGAAGCUUAUGAGAUACCUCCUCAGCCGCUGAAAGUUGAAACAAAUUUAUGUGAAAAUUUCGAAGCAUUGUACACGGGUUCGAACGAUGCUAGCUUGCUUCAAGAGCCGUUUAUAAACUUUCCAGAUAAAGACAUUGAAGAACUUCCACCAUUGCACACUCAUUCCGUCAUCGAUGAAACUCAAGAUUUUUUCAUACCUCUACAAGUCAAAGGUUUGAAAAAAAACGAAGAACUUCCGGCGUUAGACGUCGACUGCGAAAAUUUGGACAAGCAGCCAGAUUUUGACUUCGCAUCCUAUUUGAACGAAAUCGCAUUCAAAUACGAUGGACCUCGAUGAGAGACUGAUCUUUAAUAUCAUGUGGCGAUUUAUAUCUGGCCAGAGCCUCAACACAUAUUGGGAAUAAGUUUCUGUUUUCACAUACGGGCACCGAUAAAGAAGAAUAUGACAAAGCACACGAGAUUCUUGUGUGCAUGAUCUUCAAUGCAUUCCUCUUUUGCCAGGUCGUGGUGGUUGUUCUUGGUAUGGGAGCAGCUGCCCUCAUGGCGCUCGUGAGCAAAUUCCAGACGUCGCAGCUUGCUGAAGAGCACCGGCAUGCUUCUCGCUUCUUCAAGCGACUGGGAGCUGAUGUGGAGGCCACCUUACAGGUUGCUCCGCAACUGCGCGGAGAAGCAUCUAUCUACUGGGAGCAGUCGAUCGCCACCGCGCAUGCUCAUGGCUGUCCAGGGUUUGUACC